Brienomyrus brachyistius is the source of this 1449-nucleotide messenger RNA. It is a transcript of the gene otol1a, whose product is annotated as otolin 1a. NCBI's taxonomy places the organism in Eukaryota, Metazoa, Chordata, Actinopteri, Osteoglossiformes, Mormyridae. Gene Ontology annotation, molecular function: protein binding. The transcript is spliced from 4 exons. The record is from RefSeq and is a predicted model, not a curated record. The coding region runs from base 1 to 1449 and encodes 482 amino acids.
AUGCUCCCUUUGCCUCUGGCCUUGCUGGCUGCCAUGAUAGUUGUACUGCUGGUGCCCCCCACUAUGGCUAAGACCACUCGCUGGCCUAAACAGCCAUACACCAAGCCUCCAGCUCCUGGUCGCCUCCCUGCUCCAGCAAGGCCCCCGAUCGCCCCUGGGCGGCAGGGGAUCCGCCCCACCACUCCCACCAGUGCAUCCAGCACCACAGCCGAGGAGACCACAGAGUCCAUGGAUGCCUACUCACUGGCUGCAACAGAUAGUACAACUUUUCCUGACCAUGCCUUCCCAGAAUACCACACAGAUUCCCUGCCACCUCCUGGUGUUCCACCUGGAAACUACAGCCUGGAUUACAAUGAGUGCUUCUUUAACUUCUGCGAGUGCUGCCCACCAGAAAGAGGUCUCCCAGGCCCGAUGGGUGAGGCAGGAUUGCCAGGUAAUGAUAGCAAAAUAGGUGUUUCAGGACUUCCUGGAGAAAAGGGUGAGAUAGGACCCCGAGGACUACCUGGUGUAGUGGGAAUCCAAGGACCAAUGGGCCCAAAAGGAGAAAAAGGAGACAAAGGAGACCAAGGAGCCAGUGGGCUUGCUGGAAUUCCAGGCAUUGUGGGAAAACCUGGAGAAAAAGGCGACCCUGGCCCCAAGGGGGAAAAAGGAGACAUGGGCUUUCCUGGCUUUAAAGGAGAGCAGGGGGAAAAAGGUGACCGCUGUGAGAAUGGGAUCAAGGGCGAGAGGGGGGACACAGGGGAACAGGGGUCUGUGGGGCCUCCGGGGCCAGCUGGAGAAAAGGGGGACAUUGGGCAGAAGGGAGAGUGCCUGAAUAUCACUGUCAAGGGAGAAAUGGGGCUGCCUGGUGCACAGGGACCUCCUGGCAUAGCAGGAGCCAAAGGCGACAUGGGCCCUGCAGGGGCGAAGGGGGAGAUGGGGGUACGAGGAGCCCCUGGAGCGCAGGGAGUGAGGGGCAUUAGUGGGCCAAAGGGUAACAAAGGGGCUAAGGGUCCUCGAGGACUCCGGGGCCCAAAGGGCUCACAAGGGGAAAGCGAGAUGCAGAACCGCUCUGCGUUCAGCGUCGGCUUGUUCCCCAGCAAGUCCUUCCCAGCACCAGGCCUCCCAAUCAAGUUUGACAAAGUCUUUUAUAAUGACGAUGGGCAUUAUGACCUUAACAUCAGCAAAUUUAACUGCACCUUCUCCGGUGUCUACAUCUUCACCUACCACAUUACUGUGCGAAACCGACCACUGCGUGCAGCUCUGGUGGUCAAUGGUAUCAGGAGACUGCGCACACGUGACUCUCUCUAUGGCCAAGAUAUUGAUCAGGCUUCCAACCUAGUAAUGCUAAAGUUAACUGUUGGUGACCAGGUUUGGCUUGAAACCCUGCGGGACUGGAAUGGGGUGUAUUCCAGCAGUGAGGAUGACAGCACUUUUACUGGCUUUCUGCUGUAUGCUGACAAGGACUGA